AUGCCUCCUCUUCAAGAGACUAAUGAACGUAUUGAUCAAGCAUUCACAAAUGUUGAUCUCAAUGGAAUAAUAAAAUCCAAUGAUGAUCAACAAAGUCAAUAUGUUAUAGAAAUGCGUGGAGGUGAUACAUUACAAGUUCAAAUGUCUAUUGAUGGUUCUCGAGCAUUAGCAGCAUUGUCUCCACGCAUCACUGUCACAUUUCAUAAUGUCUCAAAAGUGAUUAAUGUUCCAGCAAAAAUGAUUGAUCCUUCAUCAAAAGAACGAUUUAUUCAACGAAAAUUACUUGAUCAAGUUUCAGGACAAAUUCAUCCAGGACAAUUAGUGGCACUUAUGGGACCGUCAGGUUGUGGAAAAACAACAUUACUUAAUACAUUAGCUGGCCGAGCAUUAAAUGGUGUUACUGGUAAUAUUUGGUUUAAUAAUCAACGAUAUAAUAAAAGUAUGAAACGAAAAUUAGCUUAUGUUGUUCAACAAGAUUUAUUUUUUGAAAAACUUACUGUUAAACAACAAUUAACAUAUACAGCUUUACUUCGAUUACCAAAUAAUUUAUCUAAACAAGAUAAAUUAGCACAAGUUGAGCAAAUCAUUGAUCAACUACGCAUUCGAAAAUGUGCUGAUACUCCAAUAAUGUUAAUAUCUGGUGGUGAAAAGAAACGCGUAAAUAUUGGUACUGAAUUAUUAACAAAUCCAAGUGUCAUUUUUCUUGAUGAACCAACAUCAGGUUUGGAUAGUACAUCAGCUGUAGCAUUAAUGGAUGUUCUUCGUGAUUUAGCAAUGCAAGGCAAAACAAUAAUUACAUCCAUACAUCAACCAUCAUCACAAAUUUUUCAAUCAUUCGAUCAACUUAUUCUCUUAGCAGAUGGAAAAACUAUUUUUAUGGGUAAACCAUGUGAUGCUCUACCUUAUUUUGCUACAAUGGGUCAUCACUCACCACCACAAUACAAUCCAGCUGAUUAUGUUAUGGAUCUUGUUAAUCAAGAUAUGAAAAUUCGUGAACAACUUAAAGAUGCAUAUCUUCAAUAUAAAAUAACUGGACAUGUAAACACUAUAUCUAAUCAAUUACAAACACGAUAUUUAUUAGCUGAACCAUCUGGAAAUGAAGCUGAUCUAACUAAUCCAGAUAAUGUUAAUUUAAUACCAAAUAAACAUGAAAGUAAAUGGCCUAUUGGAUUUUUAUCACAAAUGUUAAUUCUUUUCUCACGUGCAUUUCUAUUAACUGGUCAAAGUCAAUUUACAUUUCUUAAUUUUGCACAAGCAUUAGGUUUAGCAGUUAUUAGUGGUUUAUGUUGGUUAAGAAUGGAUUUUACUGAAAAUACAAUACCGGAUCGAUCAUCAUUCAUCUUUUUUCUUAUGACAUUUUGGCCACUACAAACAAUGAUGCAUGGUUUAUUAUCAUUUCCAUUUGAACGUGCAAUUAUUGAAAAAGAACGUGCAAGUGGAUCAUAUCGUUUAUCAUCUUAUUUUGUUGCUAAAUCAUUAGCUGAAGCACCACUUAAACUUGUUUUACCAACAUUAUUUCUUAUCAUAGCUUAUUGGAUGGCAAAUAUCAAUUCAAACUUUGGAAUUUUUCUUGCUAUUCUUGUUUUUCAAUUACUAUCAAUUCUUGUAGCAGAAUCACUUGGUCUUCUUUUGGGUGCAGCAUUCAAAAAUUUACAACAUGCAAUAACAGUUGCAACUGUACUUCUCAUUGGUUUGAUGUUAGUUGGUGGAUUUUUUGUUCGAAAUUUACCACAUUGGUUAGGUGUAUGGGGAAAAUGGUUAUCAUUUUUUAAAUAUUCUUAUGAUGCAUGUCUUCAAUUACAAUUUAAAGGUGGACGAAUUUAUCAGUGUAUCGAUGGAUCAAUUAUUCCUUCAUGUCGAAAUAAUCCUAAUGGUAUAUUUAUUAGUAAUGAAGCAACAGANGUUGAAUUGGCACUUGCGCUUUCUGAUUUUCUUGCAGCUUUUGCAAACCAAGGUUAA
Molecule: messenger RNA, 1959 nt
Organism: Rotaria sp. Silwood2
Lineage: Eukaryota; Metazoa; Rotifera; Eurotatoria; Philodinida; Philodinidae
Source: the annotation of a GenBank genome assembly